Messenger RNA from Callorhinchus milii (elephant shark), 6204 nucleotides. Its product is annotated as zinc finger and BTB domain-containing protein 11. The record is from RefSeq and is a predicted model, not a curated record. The transcript is spliced from 11 exons. Gene Ontology annotation, molecular function: DNA-binding transcription factor activity, RNA polymerase II-specific; RNA polymerase II cis-regulatory region sequence-specific DNA binding; protein binding. Lineage: Eukaryota; Metazoa; Chordata; Chondrichthyes; Chimaeriformes; Callorhinchidae. Bases 187 to 4335 code for a protein of 1382 amino acids. Gene Ontology annotation, biological process: regulation of DNA-templated transcription.
CUCCACCUCCACCUCCUCCUCACCACAAGCCGAGGCGCGGCAGUAAGAGGAAGGAGGGGAGAGGGCGGUGUGUGUGUGAGUGAGUGUGUGUGUGUGAGUGAGUGAGUGAGUGAGUGCGCGGCUCCCGAGGGCCCCGGGGACGGGGACGGGGGGGACGGGGACGGGUUGGAAAGGAAAAGCCGUGAGAUGUCGAACGAGGAGAGCUACAAGGCCAUCAUCCGCUACCUGACCAACGAGCGGGAGCCGUACGCGCCCGGCACCGAGGGCAACGUCAAGCGCAAGAUCCGCAAGGCCGCCGCCUGCUACGUGGUCCGCCGGGGCACCCUGUACUACCAGAAGAAGCGCAAGGACAAGGACCAGUUCGACGAGCUGCAGGUGGUGCUGGAGGCCGACGCCCGCCGGGAGCUCAUCGCCUCCUUCCACCGGAGCCCCGAAGGCUUCCACCUCACCCGGGACCAGACCUGGAAGAACAUCUCGCAGACUUACUGGUGGAGAGGUAUAUUUAAGCAAGUGAAAGAUUACAUCAGAGAAUGCAUUCAGUGCAAGGAAAGAGUUGAUCGAAACAGAUCAUUGUCCACCGAUACAAUGGAAAUCUUGUUGGGAAUAGAUACUCCAACAAUAGGAGAUAGUAAUGAAACUGAUGAUGAGUUGAGCAACUCGGAAGGAAGACUCAAUACUGUACCAAGGUCUACCAGAAAGAAAACUGUCCCAAAACAAGAAUUGGUAUUUGUGGACAGCAAAGGUCUGGUAAAACGGAAAUCUGAAAAGCACAGUCAGAAGGUGUUAGAGCAACUCAACCUUCAGAGACUGUCCAACCAGUUUUGUGAUGUCACGCUUCUAAUUGAGGGAGAGGAGUACAAAGCACAUAAAUCCACUCUGGCAGCAAGCAGCGAGUAUUUUCGAGAACUCUUCAUUGAAAAGGGAGCAGUUUCUAGUCACGAAGCUGUUGUGGAUCUCUCAGGGUUUAGUAAGACCAGUUUUCUUCCAUUGCUGGAAUUUGCCUACACAUCUAUCUUGGCGUUUGACUUCUGUCACAUGGCUGAUGUUGCCACCCUGGCACGCCACCUACUGAUGAAUGAAGUAUUGGAGAUCUGUGAACAUGUACACAAGCAGCUGGAGGAAAGAAAAAUCACUGUGUACCAGAAAGGAGACAUAAAAAUGGUGAAUUCUGGAGACAAUAUUGGUGAGAUAGAUGUGAACAUGGAUGUCAAUGUUUCAGAACAACAGGGUGCUGAAAAUAUUGAAAACACCGAAGGGUCCAUCACAAUAGUACUUCCUGUAGAGAUUCCAGUACCCCCUGAAGCCGCAUCAUCCAAUAUGGAAGAUAUGAUCACAAAUGAAGCAGUAACGUAUGAAUCCAAAGCAAUAGAACAAAUCGAAGAACUGAAUAUUCAGCCAAGUGAAGAUGCUCUGGAAUGCCCCACGGAGGACUGUAGUGAUGCACGCAACCAAGUUAAUCAACAAUCUGAGCUUGUAAAAACCACUGUAGUUGGACGAGAACUAGAGAAUAUGGAGUUUAAUAAUGAGGAUGUCACAGAACUGCCUUCCAGAAAAGAGCAGAUGGAUACAACUAUAAUUAACGGGAAUGAGACUGAAACAAAUGAGGCAAAGAAAGUUGAGUCUAUAGAGAUAAAGAAAGCCGAGCCUAUAGAGACGAGAAAAGAUGAGUCUGUGGAGACAAAGCAAGACUGUUCUCCAGAGAGUAAGCAAGACUGCUCUCCAGAGAGUAAACAAGACUGCUCUCCAGAGAGUAAGCAGGACUGCUCUCCAGAGAGUAAGCAGGACUACUCUCCAGAGAAUAAGCGAGACUGCUCUCCAGAGAGUAAGCGAGACUGCUCUCCAGAGAGUAAGCGAGACUGCUCUCCAGAGAGUAAGCGAGACUGCUCUCCAGAGAGUAAGCGAGACUGCUCUCCAGAGAGUAAGCGAGACUGCUCUCCAGAGAGUAAGCGAGACUGCUCUCCAGAGAGUAAGCGAGACUGCUCUCCAGAGAGUAAGCGAGACUGCUCUCCAGAGAGUAAGCGAGACUGCUCUCCAGAGAGUAAGCGAGACUGCUCUCCAGAGAGUAAGCGAGACUGCUCUCCAGAGAGUAAGCGAGACUGCUCUCCAGAGAGUAAGCGAGACUGCUCUCCAGAGAGUAAGCGAGACUGCUCUCCAGAGAGUAAGCGAGACUGCUCUCCAGAGAGUAAGCCGGACGGGCCUGCGGCGAGCAAGCCGGACGGGCCUGCGGCGAGCAAGCCGGACGGGCCGGCGGCGAGCAAGCAGGACGGGCCGGCGGCGAGCAAGCAGGACGGGCCGGCGGCGAGCAAGCAGGACGGGCCGGCGGCGAGCAAGCAGGACGGGCCGGCGGCGAGCAAGCAGGACGGGCCGGCGGCGAGCAAGCAGGACGGGCCGGCGGCGAGCAAGCAGGACGGGCCGGCGGCGAGCAAGCAGGACGGGCCGGCGGCGAGCAAGCAGGACGGGCCUGUGCGAACAAAGCGAGACGCUUCUGUGGGGACACAGCAAAGCGAAUCUUUGCACAUAAAAAAAGAGGAGUCUACAGACAAUUUGAAUGACAGUGUUUCACCUCCACUAAAACGAAAGCGUGGUCGACCACCAAAAUUUAAUGACGGUCAUAAUCCUGGGAAUUCUGUUCCUGUUGCCUCAUCAUCCAAAUGCCUUUUAGAUGAUAGUUACAAAAGCAGAUUACGACAGCGUACUCUGGGUGAAGGUGGGUACAUCCGAUUGCACAAAGGUACUGAGAAGAAACUACGUGCCAGAAAAUCCAACCUGAAAUCAGCAACUCAGCAGGUUGCACAGAAACUGGUGAAGAGAGGCAGAAAGAUGCAGCCAAAACGAACCCCUAUAGAGGGAGAUGAUGCAGACACAGAACACAAAUGUGGUGAAUGUGGGAAGGUUUUCCCAAAGCGCUACACCUUAAUGAUGCACAUGAUGAAACACAACCGAAGCAAAGAAUUCAAGUGCCCGCUCUGUGAGAAGGAGUUCCUCUACAAAGCCUCUCUGCUUGCUCAUCUUUUACGGCACAAACGAAAUAUUGAACAAAUAGAUGAGAGUUCUGGAGGAAAGACAAAGAGGCAGUUUAUCUGUGAUAUCUGUGGAAAAACUUUGCCCAAACCUUACAAUCUGAGGCUUCACAUGCUGAAACAUACAGGAGUUAAACCACACAUGUGUAAGCUUUGUGGUAAGACCUUUGGUUAUAAACACAGUCUGAGAUUACACCUGGCUCACCAUGAAGGUAAGAGGGAAUUCAGCUGUGACGUGUGUGGGAAAUCCUUUGCUACUAAACGCAGUCUUCAGGAACAUACAAGUGUUCACACCGGUGAAUCCAAGUACCUGUGUUCAACUUGUGGGAAGUUUUUUAAACGGGCUUCUGGACUUAGCAAGCACUUGAAAAGACACUUGCCGAAGCCUGAGAUUAGAAGCUUUCAAUGCACCCAAUGUGAACGAAGUUUCUAUGAGGCAAGGGACCUACAGCAGCACAUGUACAAGCAUCUGGGUGUAAAACCAUUUCAGUGUCAGUUCUGUGGGAAGUGUUACAGCUGGAAGAAGGACUGGUAUUCUCAUGUAAAAGCACAUUCUGUUACAGAGCCAUAUAAAUGUACUGUCUGUGGAAAAGAAUUCUUUGAGAAAGCCCUUUUCAGACGACAUGUGAAGAAAGCCACUCAUGGAAAAAAAGGCAGAGCCAAGCAGAUUCUGGAUCGUACCUGUGAGCACUGUGGGAAGAAGUUUUCACAGCUAAGAGAAUAUAGAAGGCAUAUGAACAAUCAUCAGGGAGUGAAGCCAUUUGAAUGUUUGACGUGUGGUGUAGCCUGGGCUGAUGCUCGCUCUCUCAAGCGGCAUGUGCGAACACACACCGGAGAACGACCUUACGUCUGCCCAGUGUGCAAUGACGCCUACAUUGAUGCCCGCAGCCUACGCAAACACAUGACCAAGUUUCACAAGGAGCAUGUCCCUGGCAAAAUCAUGUUAGAGAAGGACACCUUGCAGUUUCACAAUCAAGGGACUCAGGUAGAGCAUGCCAUCAGAAUCCUAACUGGUGAGAUGCAAGAGGAAUUGGACAAGACAGAAAUAAUUGGCGAAGAAAUUGAGACUGUCAUAGUGACUGGAGAGACCGUUGAAACUGUGGAGGCUGUGGAGGCUGUAGAGGCUGUGGAAGCUGCAGAGGCCGUGGAAGCUGUGGAGGCUGUAGAAAAUCAAGAAGAGAUUUUGCCCUCACUAACAGACCAUGGAAUUAUGCAAGUGGUCAACUAUGUCUUGUCUCAGCAGCAAGGACCAAAACUCACUGAAAUUGGUGAGACAGUAGAAGUUGAGGUUGCCCACAUUGGAGAGGUUGAGUGAAAUAAGGGAGUUGAUUUAGGUCUUGACCUGAAAGAUGGCAAUAUGCUCAAAUAUUCUGGCAAUAUGGAAGUUCUUCAUGAUAAUAGAUUUAUGCAGGUAACUAACCAGACACUGAUUCGGGCUUUUUAUUUAUGUAUACUGUCAGGCUUUCGCAUAUAUCACUGAGUGAUCUACAAGUAAGCAAAUAAUACCAAUGCAAAGAUAGGAGGAGAUGAGAGAACCUAUUAAAUUGUAAGAUUACAAGACCAGAAGCUAUGAGAGCAAAAUUAGUUUGUGACGCUUUGAAGCAAGGUGUAAACUUCCACUUAUUUUAAAAGCAAAUGCAAUUUAUUUCUACUUUGCAUCCUUACUUUAGGCACGGUUUCACAAUUUGUAUCCAGGUGACGUAAAUGCAAACCAUCUUGCGUCAGUAUUUUGUGUGGAAAGUCUGUACUUAUUGAUUGGAAUACAGAGGAAUGAAAAUAAACAAAACAGACAUCCUGAGAAUAGGGUACGGAUAGAUUUGUACUCCUGAACUAUUAGUAUUGUAGGUCCAACCAAGUUUUUUUAAAAACUUUACAAUGAAUAUAGGUGAGUUACAAGGACUGUGGGUAGGUGAGUGAAUUAAGAUUUUUUUUCGUAAAGGAUUAUAGUUCUACAAUUUCUAAAUUUACAGUAUAUUUUUCUCCUUUGACAUUUUAACUUCAGGCCCUGUUUUUAGGGUUAUUGACAUCUUUGAAAGGGAAUGUAAACAUAUCUGUUUAGAAAGGUUUCCAUUUGUUUUCCCACCAUGUUAUCAGUAAUAUUGGAGAAAUAAAACAAGGUUGUCCAAUUCAUGUUUCAUCAACAAUUCAAACUACAAUUCUCCAGAUUUAAGACCUGGCAAAAGUACUGAUACAAUUGUGUCCCAGGUUACAGAAAUACAUUUUCUGAUUCACUUUGGAUUUGUCAAUCAAAUGGGAGGCCUUCAUUGGGUCAGUGGCUUGUGAAAGUGUAAUUUAUGUAAAUAAAUGUGGAUAUGAGAUUGGUUUAUACAUAAGUGAUGUGCACAUGUAUGUAUCUUUGUAGUCUUAGUCACUUGCCUCUGUUAAUGGAGCUGUGUCUGUGACAUGCAGCCAGAAGUGCUUGCAAGAGACAUCCAUGUGAAUUUAGAACACUGAAGGAUCAUUGGUUGUUCUGUUUUAAUGCAUUCCAGCAGUUAAUAAGGGGGAGGAAAAAAAGCUCUCUGAAAGUACAUACGAGAGGGGUUUUGUUUGUAAAAUAUCAAUAUUGUGGCUAUAAGUUUUCAUGCAGAAUUAUUAAAUUACGAAAAACUAUGCAGUCUUGUUAUCCAAGGUUGAGUUCAAAUUUUGUUCAUGAGAAUAGUUUUCUCUUCAUAUAAUGUGGUCAAAACUGGAACUUAAUUGUUGCUUUGCUAUCAGUAAAAGCCCUAGUCAUCCUGGCUGCUAAAUAAAUUAAUUUUCAUUAUGUUUAAAAUAGUUUUUAUUUAUUUUUCAUGUUGUACCUAGUAGGGAAUUGCCAAGUUUAUGCCUUUCAAUUGCAAUGCCUUUCUCAAACUUUAGUUUUUUCUUGCCUUCUCUGACCAUGGGAUGAGAUCCCAUAGAAAUGUUGAGGGAGGGAGCAUUUCUGAAGGGACAUUGUUUCUUUUAAGACUGUACACAACUAUGCCUGAAGACAUCUUGUACAUGACUCUCCAGGUGCUUCACACUAUAUAACACAGGACCUUACUAUAUAAUUGUGUAGAACGAUAUGACAUGGAAAGGAGCCAUUCAGCUGAAAUUGCCUGUGCUGGUGUUCAUACUCCACAUCUUCUAUACCUCUAUUCCCUUUUCUCCCUUGUGUGCAUCAAGUUUGCUUUCAAAUAAAUUGAUUCAUUUUGCUUCAACCAUA